Arabidopsis arenosa is the source of this 3996-nucleotide messenger RNA. Lineage: Eukaryota; Viridiplantae; Streptophyta; Magnoliopsida; Brassicales; Brassicaceae. The record is from the annotation of a GenBank genome assembly.
GGAGGAGAGAAAGAGAAGAGUUCUGCAGUAGGAACAGCUUUCCGAGAGAAAUGAAAUCUCUCUGCUUCAUUUCUACAGCUCCAUUGAUUCGUUCGUCUCCAUUUCUUCCUCUUUCUCGAACAAGCUUGAAUCGAUUUACUCUCAAGAUUCCAUCUUCUCCCUACUUAUCCCAUCCAACAAGAUGCAGUAUUUCAAACCCCUCGAGCUCUGAGAAAUCGUUGGAUUCCAAUGGUGGAAUGUCUAGGGCAUCGAUCAGUGUCUUCGGAGGUACUUCGCUUAACAAUCUAAAGAUGCAAGUGGGCAGUCCAAUUUCUCUGCAUUCAAUUAAUCCAUUAGCUAAGCUGAGUUUGAGUGAUCAAGCAUUUCUUCUCUUGGCCUUCAUCGUUUGCACGACUUCAGUGGCUUUUACAAGUCUUGUGAUUGCAGCUAUUCCUACACUUUUGGCCAUGGGUAGAGCUGCAACUUCCUUUGCAAAGUUAGCCGACACAGCUCGCAAAGAACUUCCAAGUACCUUGGCAGCGGUAAGGCUCUCCGGCAUGGAAAUAAGCGAUCUUACUCUAGAAUUGAGCGAUUUAAGCCAAGAUAUAGCUGAUGGGAUAAACAAAUCAGCUAAAGCGGUUCAAGCAGCUGAAGCUGGAAUCAAACAGAUUGGAACACUUGCACAAGAGCAAACUCUCUCAAUGAUUGAAGAGAGAGCAAAUUUACCAGAAAUAUCACUGCAACCUGUUGUGGCUGGUGCAGCAGAGAAGACUUCUCACGCAAUCGGCAGUGCAACUAAGAGACUAAUGAACAUUAUAACCGGAGGAAACAAGGAUGAAGAUUUAGACUUCAAGUGCCCACCUGAUUCUUUCUCUAUUCACUUCCGAACCUCUUUCUGUGCCCCAAAACACAAUAAGGGUUCAGUCUUCUUCCAACCGCAGUGUGCGGUAUCCACUUCACCGGCGUUAUUAACUUCUACGCUUGAUGUGGCAAAGCUUAGACUACCCUCUUUCGAUACUGAUUCAGAUUCCCGAAUAUCAGACAGGCAAUGGACUUAUACAAGGGCCGAUGCUCCUUCCACUGAGGCAAAAUAUUUAGAAGCUUUAGCCUCUGAGACACUUCUCACAAGUGAUGACGCAGUAGUUGUAGCUGCAGCAGCUGAAGCAGUCGCCCUUGCAAGAGCUGCUGUCAAAGUUGCUAAAGAUGCAACAUUAUUUAAGAACAGUAACAACACGAACCUAUUAAUUUCAUCAACAGCCGACAAACGCUCAAAGUGGGACCAGUUUACUGAGAAGGAACGUGCUGGCAUAUUGGGACAUCUAGCGGUUUCGGACAAUGGAAUUGUGAGUGAUAAAAUCACUGCACUUGCCUCUAACAAAGAGUUGUCUGGUGAUUUAGAAUCAGAAAAACAAGAAGAAGUUGAGCUUCUGGAGGAGCAACCUUCAGUUAGUUUAGCUGUGAGAUCUACACGCCAAACUGAAAGGAAAGCUCGGAGGGCAAAAGGGUUAGAGAAAACUGCAUCAGGUAUUCCGUCUGUGAAGACUGGUUCGAGCCCUAGAAAGAAACGUCUUGUUGCGCAAGAAGUUGACCAUAAUGAUCCUUUGCGUUAUCUAAGAAUGACAACAAGCAGUUCCAAGCUUCUCACUGUCAGAGAAGAACAUGAGCUGUCGGCAGGAAUACAGGACCUUCUGAAGUUAGAAAGACUUCAAACAGAGCUUACAGAGCGUUGUGGACGUCAGCCAACCUUUGCGCAGUGGGCUUCUGCUGCUGGAGUCGAUCAAAAAUCAUUAAGGAAACGUAUACAUCAUGGCACACUAUGCAAAGACAAAAUGAUUAAAAGCAACAUUCGACUCGUUAUUUCGAUUGCAAAGAAUUAUCAAGGAGCUGGGAUGAACCUCCAAGAUCUUGUCCAGGAAGGGUGCAGAGGGCUUGUGAGGGGAGCAGAGAAGUUUGAUGCUACAAAGGGUUUUAAAUUUUCAACUUACGCGCAUUGGUGGAUCAAGCAAGCAGUGCGGAAGUCUCUCUCUGAUCAGUCCAGAAUGAUAAGAUUGCCUUUUCACAUGGUGGAAGCAACAUAUCGGGUGAAAGAGGCACGAAAGCAACUGUACAGUGAAACCGGUAAGCACCCAAAGAACGAAGAAAUUGCAGAGGCAACAGGGCUAUCGAUGAAGAGGCUCAUGGCGGUUCUACUCUCUCCUAAACCUCCAAGGUCGCUAGACCAGAAAAUCGGAAUGAAUCAAAACCUCAAACCUUCGGAAGUGAUAGCAGAUCCAGAAGCAGUAACGUCAGAAGAUAUACUGAUAAAGGAAUUCAUGAGGCAGGACUUGGACAAAGUGUUGGACUCGUUGGGUACAAGGGAGAAGCAAGUGAUACGUUGGAGAUUUGGGAUGGAGGAUGGGAGAAUGAAGACGUUGCAAGAGAUAGGAGAGAUGAUGGGAGUGAGCAGGGAGAGAGUGAGGCAGAUAGAGUCGUCUGCAUUCAGGAAACUAAAGAACAAGAAAAGAAGCAACCAUUUGCAGCAAUACUUGAGAGUGAAGCUAAUGGCAGUAGCUACACAUUGUUUCACUUCACCUUGUCAUGACCGUAUUCGAUUUUUCUCAAGCGAUGAUGGUCGGCUUGGCAUUACUAGAAAGAGGAUCAAUGGCACUUUCUUGCUCAAGAUUUUACCUCCAAUCCAAAAUGCUGGGGGGAGAUCCUCACGCCCUAUAUCUGCAUUCAGGUCAGGAUUCUCUAAGGGGAUAUUUGACAUUGUGGCAUUACCAUCAAAAAAUGAACUCAAGGAGCUGACCACUCCACUGUUGCUAAAACUCGUGGGUGUUUUAGCCUGCGCCUUCCUCAUUGUUCCAUCUGCAGACGCAGUUGAUGCACUUAAGACUUGUGCAUGCUUAUUGAAGGGAUGCAGGAUAGAACUCGCAAAGUGCAUUGCCAACCCUGCCUGCGCAGCCAAUGUCGCGUGCCUCCAGACUUGUAAUAACCGUCCAGAUGAAACCGAGUGCCAGAUCAAAUGCGGGGAUCUUUUCGAAAACAAGGUAGUUGAUGAGUUCAACGAGUGUGCUGUGUCGAGAAAAAAGUGUGUUCCUAGAAAAUCUGAUCUCGGAGAAUUUCCUGCCCCAGACCCUUCUGUUCUUGUCCAGAACUUCAACAUCUCGGACUUUAACGGGAAGUGGUACAUUACAAGUGGCUUGAAUCCAACCUUUGAUGCCUUCGACUGCCAGCUGCAUGAGUUCCACACAGAAGGUGACAACAAACUUGUUGGCAACAUCUCCUGGAGAAUAAAGACCCUAGACAGUGGAUUCUUUACUAGGUCAGCUGUACAAAAAUUUGUGCAAGAUCCUAACCAACCUGGUGUUCUCUACAAUCAUGAUAACGAGUACCUCCACUAUCAAGAUGACUGGUAUAUCCUGUCUUCAAAGAUAGAGAAUAAACCUGACGACUAUAUAUUUGUAUACUACCGUGGACGAAACGAUGCUUGGGAUGGAUAUGGUGGUGCAGUUGUAUACACAAGAAGUUCUGUAUUACCCAAUAGCAUUAUACCAGAACUAGAAAAGGCAGCAAAAAGCAUAGGCAGAGACUUCAGUACAUUCAUUAGAACAGAUAACACAUGUGGUCCUGAACCUCCACUGGUAGAAAGAAUUGAGAAGACAGUAGAAGAAGGGGAAAGGAUAAUCGUAAAAGAGGUUGAAGAGUUAGAAGAGGAAGUAGAGAAGGAAGUGGAGAAAGUUGGUAAGACUGAGAUGUCCUUGUUCCAGAGAUUGGCUGAAGGAUUUAACGAACUGAAGCAAGACGAGGAGAAUUUCGUGAGAGAGUUCAGUAAAGAAGAGAUGGAGUUUUUGGAUGAGAUCAAAAUGGAAGCAAGUGAGAUUGAAAAAUUGUUUGGUAAAGCUUUGCCAAUUAGGAAGGUCAGGUAGAACCAAGAACCACCAUUGUUGUCCAAACUAUAUUAUACAUACUGUGUUCAGUUCAUAUAAAGUAAUAUCUUUGUACACAUUCAUCAUUCUAUAAACAAUUGGAUACAGA